Messenger RNA from Penicillium psychrosexuale, 1248 nucleotides. RefSeq lists its product as uncharacterized. Lineage: Eukaryota; Fungi; Ascomycota; Eurotiomycetes; Eurotiales; Aspergillaceae. The transcript has a single exon. Bases 1 to 1248 code for a protein of 415 amino acids. The record is from RefSeq and is a predicted model, not a curated record.
AUGGUACCGGCGGUCUUCGAGGACCUGCUGAACCGAUGGAGCAAGGAACAGAUCCGGAAAGAGGUUGACGAUGAUAUCAGUUGCCUUGUCACCGAUGUCAAUCACCCCUGGGCGGAAAUCACUGUCAUGGUGCCAGGAGAAGCAGAUGUUGAGUGUGCCCGUGUGGCAAAACUUACCGGCUGUUCAGUGUUGACGGAUGAUUCGGAUCUGCUGCUUCACGACCUUGGUCAGGAUGGCUCGCUCUUGUUUCUAGACUCGGUUCAAACGUCCUCGGGCGUCUGGGAUCCGGCCGAGCCAGAUAUUCGGGGGCUGAGGAUCUGUCCCCAUUCGCUCUCUGGCCGAUUGGGCAUCCCAAGCGUUCAGUGGUUUGCUUACGAAUUGCAAAAAAAUGCCCACCUGCGUUUUGCUGAACUUACCCGGAUAUCUCAGGAGAGCAGUAAGGCGACUGAGCUCUCCUCUGAAUAUCUGGAGUUUCUUCAAGAAUAUCAUGACGAUACCACUGAUAACGCGGUGAUACCUGGAGCAGAGCAGUCCGUACAACUGUUGGAUCCGAGGGUAUCGGAGUUAUUUUGGCAGUAUGAACUUCCUAGUAUUUACUGCUCGGAUGAACAGCCACACGUCUAUCUCGGGAUUUUGAACGAAGAUUUUUCCAGACGAUGUGCCUGGGAACAAGGUCGAACAUAUAGGUCCCUUGGGUACUCAUUUUUCAACCUUUCCCGUCUUGUUGUCAAUCGAUACGCAGUCGUACAUGAAUUCGUUCGCAGGGGUGGAAGGAUCGUGGCCGAGGAGAUCACUUUAAGCGGAACAAAGACCGUGAUCUCCGACCUGGAUCUUCUCAAGAAACGUCUUGCGCUAGCACACGCUACCUUUGACGACGGUCUGGCAGCGGAGAGCUUCUGGUUUUUGUAUGCUCUUUCCGAUAUUUAUCGUGAUGGAUCCGGUACAACCACAGUUCCAAAUGCGAAGGGGUUGGAGAGCUUUCUUAAAAAUGGAUAUAUGGCGCGAAGUACCGAAUGGGCGGAUAUUCACCUUCUUGCUCAAAUGCAAGCUGCACUGUACUCUUUACGAAUACUGAAGCAGCUGCUCGAUAUCGCAACUCCUGGUCUUGACUUGGUUGAUACCAGCUCACUACUCGCGGAUUUACCUCCACUACACAUAAUGAUGUCGCGACAGAAGAUGACCCAGAGCUUUGCCAACACUCGUCUUGUCCGGCAUGCGGUUUCUAAAUUGAUAGAAACGUAUGGUUAA